AUGAUGCGUGAUAGAGUGUCAGCAAAAGCUGAGAUGGCUCCUUUCCAACAGACCGGCUCUCGCGGCCCCGCAGCCCGGCAGCACACGCGAGCUUCCCGGCGCAGCCCCGCGGUGACGGUGGACCUUACGGAGCCUCACUUUGCCGACAUGGGAGACAUGGGGGACCCGCCGAAAAAAAAGCGCCUGGUGUCUCUGUGCGUGGGCUGCGGGAACCAGAUCCACGACCAGUACAUCCUGCGGGUCUCCCCGGACCUGGAGUGGCACGCCGCGUGCCUCAAAUGCGCCGAGUGCAGCCAGUACCUGGACGAGUCGUGCACGUGCUUCGUCAGGGACGGAAAGACUUAUUGUAAACGGGACUACAUCAGCCGGCAGCUCAUCCCCGGGGACGAGUUCGCCCUGCGGGAGGACGGCCUCUUCUGCCGGGCCGACCACGACGUGGUGGAGCGGGCCAGCCUGGGCAGCGGAGACCCGCUCAGCCCGCUGCACCCGGCCCGCCCGCUGCAGAUGGCAGGUCUGGGGUCCGGGGUCUGGGGCAGGGUUCCGGUGGCUGGGGUCCAGGGACCUGGGAUCCUGGGCCGGGGGAAGUGCUCUAGUCCGGAACCCGGUCAGGCCACAGAUAAGAUAAACCGGGAGCUGAUGUCAGAAAUACCCCCGGUUAUCUCUGCCGUGGGGGCAGAACCAAUCUCCGCGCGGCAGCCCGCGCUGCGGCCGCACGUGCACAAGCAGCCGGAGAAGACGACGCGCGUGCGCACGGUGCUGAACGAGAAGCAGCUGCACACGCUGCGGACCUGCUACAACGCCAACCCGCGGCCCGACGCGCUCAUGAAGGAGCAGCUCGUGGAGAUGACCGGCCUCAGCCCGCGGGUCAUCCGCGUCUGGUUCCAGAACAAGCGCUGCAAGGACAAGAAGAGGAGCCUGCUCAUGAAGCAGCUGCAGCAGCAGCAGCCCAACGACAAGACGGUGAGAGGCCCCACACGCACGCGCACGAGCACACGCGCGCACGAACCAGCUCCAGAAAAGAGCAAAGGCGCACCGAACCCGUGGAACCGAGAGAAGGCCCCGCGGACGCAUGCGCCCCGGGGGCUUCUCUCCCACGCCAGGAACAUCCAGGGAAUGACCGGGACCCCCAUGGUGGCCGCCAGCCCGGAGCGGCACGACGGCGGCCUGCAGGCGAACCCGGUGGAGGUGCAGAGCUACCAGCCGCCCUGGAAGGUGCUCAGCGACUUCGCCCUGCAGAGCGACAUCGACCAGCCGGCCUUCCAGCAACUGGUCAGUUUCUCGGAGGGAGGACCGGGCUCCAACUCGACGGGCAGCGAGGUAGCAUCCAUGUCGUCCCAGCUUCCCGACACGCCGAACAGCAUGGUGUCCAGCCCCAUCGAGGCUUAGGCGCGCGCGCGCGUGCGCGUGGACGCACCGGACGGAGAGAAUUUAAAAAAAAAAAAAAGAAGCCCUGGCUGUCCCAGUUCCUCCCGACAAAAACAAACAAACAAACAAAAAAAAAAAAAACACCAAACAACCCCCUGGCCGGUUGUAAUUUUUUU
This is a messenger RNA of Menidia menidia (Atlantic silverside), 1541 nucleotides long. NCBI's taxonomy places the organism in Eukaryota, Metazoa, Chordata, Actinopteri, Atheriniformes, Atherinopsidae. The record is from the annotation of a GenBank genome assembly.